Cadophora gregata is the source of this 390-nucleotide messenger RNA. RefSeq lists its product as uncharacterized. Bases 1 to 390 code for a protein of 129 amino acids. The transcript has 2 exons. The record is from RefSeq and is a predicted model, not a curated record. Lineage: Eukaryota; Fungi; Ascomycota; Leotiomycetes; Helotiales; Ploettnerulaceae.
AUGCCAAAGCCGGAUGACAAAGGAGCCUGUUCCUCGUAUUGCGAAGUCAAAGUCUACUUCACCCAUGGUAGAGAAGUUCCCUAUGAUGCGACACCAUGUGAAGGAACAGAGUGCGCCAUCAAGAAAGGCAAAACUGUUAGCACCACCAAUACUUGGGAAAUUAAUGGAACUGUUGGUAUUGAGGCAUCGAAGUCGGCAUUGAUGGGAGCGUUCAGCAUUGGAGGAAGCUACAGCUACAGUACAACAGUAUCCUAUAGUGAAGAGGCUGAAUCUAAAGAAACCCUCGAUGAUGGUGAAUGUGGCUAUUGGACUUGGGUGCCAACAUUCGUCACGAGCUGUGGUACACUCACGACAACGUCCAGUCAUGAUACUAGCGCCUUGGGAGCAUAA